This is a messenger RNA of Myodes glareolus (Bank vole), 4394 nucleotides long. It is a transcript of the gene Pola2, whose product is annotated as DNA polymerase alpha 2, accessory subunit. Gene Ontology annotation, cellular component: alpha DNA polymerase:primase complex. Gene Ontology annotation, molecular function: DNA binding. Lineage: Eukaryota; Metazoa; Chordata; Mammalia; Rodentia; Cricetidae. The record is from RefSeq and is a predicted model, not a curated record. Gene Ontology annotation, biological process: DNA replication initiation; DNA replication.
CGCGCGCAGGCCAAAGCGUUUGGCGGGUUUUUCCUGCCUGUGCUCCUCACUGAGGAGCUAAGCAGUAGUUUCGGCUGCAAGUUUUUCUCUCCGGAGCUAGACCUUUCGAGUUUUCUUUUUGUUGACGCGUUUCUCUGUGACCUGGUGGCUGGGGUCUUCUGAGGGCCCGCGUCCCUGUUACCUUCGCCCAAAGCGAAAGGACAAGCUUCUGCUGAGCAGACUUGAACUGAGGUAGGAGCUGAGGCGCCGACCCCGCGCCGGGACACCCCGCCGGGACACCAUGGCCGUGUCCACCCAGCAGCUGGCGGAGGAGCUCCAGAUCUUCGGCCUGGACUGCGAGGAUGCCCUAAUGGAGAAACUGGCAGAGCUGUGUGUUCUGUACAGACAGACUGAGGAGGGAAUGGUAAGCGAGCUUAUUGCCUUCUGCACCAGCACGGGGAAAGUGUGCCUUACUCCAGAGAUCCUGAGCUCUUUUGAACAUGAGGUUCUAAACAAAAAAUUAUCCAAAGCCUGGCACAGUGCCUCCAAAGAUAGUGGCCAUGCAGGAGCCAGAGACAUUGUUUCUAUACAAGAGCUGAUUGAAGCGGAGGAAGAAGAGGAGACCCUUUUGAACUCUUACACCACACCCUCUAAGGGUCCUCAUAAGCGAACUAGCAGCACCCCAGAAACCCCCCUAAUGAAAAGGAGUGUCUCUACUCGUAGCCCGCAUCAGCUUCUCUCCCCAUCAAGUUUCUCCCCAAGUGCUGCCCCUUCCCAGAAAUACAGCUCCAGAACCAACCGAGGAGAAGUGGUCACCACCUUUGGCUCAGUACAGGGCGUGUCUUGGUCCGGGAGAGGAGGCUCUGGAAGCGUCAGCCUGAAGGUCAUAGGGUACCCGGAGCCACUCACAAGCAGCUACAAAUCCAUGUUUCAGCAGCUCUCUGAUAUUCGUGAAGUUCUGACCUGUAAGAUAGAAGAGCUUGGCAGUGAACUGAAGGAGCAUUACAAGAUUGAGGCUUUUACUCCUCUUCUAGAGCCAGCACAGGAGCCUGUCAUCCUGCUGGGCCAGAUUGGAUGUGACAGCAAUGGGAAGCUGAACAGCAAGUCAGUGAUUCUCGAGGGAGACCGGGAACACUCCUCGGGCACUCAGAUUCCAGUGGAUCUGUCCGACCUCAAGGAAUAUUCUCUCUUUCCUGGGCAGGUUGUCAUUAUGGAAGGAUUCAACACCACUGGUAGAAGACUUACUGCCACCAAACUCUAUGAGGGUGUGCCACUUCCAUUCCAUGAGCCCACUGAAGAGGAUGGAGAUUUUGAGCAAACUAUGGUUUUAGUUGCCUGUGGGCCUUAUACCACCUCUGACAGCAUCACAUACGACCCCCUGCUUGAUCUGAUCACCAUCAUCAACCAUGACCGGCCAGAUGUCUGCAUCCUGUUUGGACCUUUCCUGGAUGCUAAACAUGAGCAGGUGGAGAACUGUCGGCUGACAAGCCCAUUUGAAGACGUUUUCAAGCAGUGCCUGAGAACCGUUAUCGAAGGAACAAGAAGCUCCGGCUCCCACCUUGUCUUUGUCCCGUCUCUGAGGGACGUGCAUCACGAACCAGUAUACCCACAGCCACCUUUUACCUUCUCUGAGCUGCCUCGAGAGGACAAAAAGCGCGUGCAGUUUGUGUCGGAGCCCUGCAGCCUCUCCAUAAAUGGAGUGAUGUUUGGCUUGACAUCCACAGACCUGCUGUUCCACAUCGGGGCCGAGGAGAUCUGUAGCUCUUCUGGGACUUCAGACAGAUUCAGCCGAAUCCUCAAGCAUAUCCUAACACAGAGAAGCUACUACCCACUCUACCCGCCCCACGAGGACAUGGCCAUAGACUAUGAGAAUUUCUAUACCUACGCCCAGCUUCCAGUCACCCCUGAUGUCUUCAUAGUACCAUCGGAGCUGAGGUACUUCGUGAAGGACAUCCUUGGCUGUGUCUGUAUGAAUCCUGGGCGACUCACCAAAGGACAAGUGGGUGGCACCUUCGGCCGCCUCUACCUCAGGAGGCAGCCCGGGGCCACGGACAGUAAGGGCAGGCAGGGCCUGAGUGUGGCCGCGCAGGUCGUCAGAAUCUGAGUCUUCAGCCUAGGUCGUGUGGCCUCACAGACACCAAGAGCCCAGUGUCCUAGGAAUGUUGUCUACUUGACCUAUGUCCAGAGAAGGCAGAGCUUUGGUCACACUGGGCUCCAUCCAGCCCCUUGGAACUCUCCCAGCCCUACCCUGCAUCCUCCCAAAGUCCUCAGACUACAGUUGCUGAGGAAGAAACUUGGCUUUGGCUACAGAACUGGGCUGCAGAGCAAGCAGCUGGCAACCUGCCUGACUCUCCCUGUGCCUCGUCUCAAGCGUGUCUCACACGCUUGCUGUGGUCUCCAUCUGGAGGAGGCAGCCCUGAUGAGCCCUUCCGUAGCUGUAAUCUCCAGUCAGUCCACCCGCCACUCUGUCAGGUUCGGCAGUAGCCUUGCCUGUAACCCAGAGCUCUCAGGUAAGGUCAGGGAUCCCAGGACAUCCCCACGCCCAUAUGUUCUGGCAUCGAAGAAAGCGUGCAGAGAGUAAAACUUGGCGCAGGUUUCAGUCCCACAUAAGCAGGCUGGCCCCCUUUGCAUGCCAGAGGCAAGGUAGGAGCACCCAAGCUGCCAGGCCCUAGGAAGUGUGAGGGGUAGCAGCUUUGAGUGACAGAAAUAGGGGACCUGACAAAACCAGCCUGUGCUCCUCACCUCUGAUGGAGGAGGCAUCAGGGAACAGUUCGCCCACCAUGAGAACAUCCUUCCACCUUUUGUGAAAGUGCGUGGGAGGCUGUUUUUAAUCCCAGCACGAGGAAGGCAGAAGCAAGCGGAUCUCUGAAUUUGAGACCAGCCUGGUCUACAUAGUCAUUCCAAAAAGAGUACCUUUGAGGAAAGACUUAGAAACAGUCCUCAACUUGGGGGAAGUGAUAACCCUUGUCCUCUGGCUUCUAAACAGGAAACUGUUUUUGAUGGGAUUUCUCUGUGCAUCCCUGGUUGUCCAGGAACUCACUCUGUAGACCAGGCUAGCCUCAAACUCAGAGAUCUAUCUGCCUCUGCCUCCCAAGUUCUGCAAUUAGAAGUGUACAUCACCACGCCUGACCCCAGGAAGCAUUUAAUGGUCCACAUUACAAUGUGACUGGUCAGCCUCAGAAGUGGCAUGUGUGGCACAAGAGCUUUGUGUCUUAACCAAUCCAAACAUCAACUCUCCGCCUGCCCUGCCCUUGUCUUAGAAACAGGGCUGGGAAGAUGAAACCAUCAGGGCCACGAUAAACAAGCUCUAGCUACAUCCUAGGGAGCUGCAGAACUUAGCAAUUGUCUUUUGCUUCUGAUGGCUUGUGGGGAAUAGUAGUGCCCUGCCACUGUCUGCCCCACAAUAGGCAGGCCUGCCUUUCCAGACUUGGGAAGGUUUGGAGACUUGGCAGUGGGAGGUUGCAAGUCAGUUCGAGACCCAAAGGCAAUGGAAAGAGAAAUCAAAGGCUCCUUGCCACUAGACUUGAAUGGAAGUCUACUCUUGCCUGGAUACCAGUCGGAUGGGCUAGAGAUAAUCUGGGAGGGUGUUUAAGACCCAAAUGAAAAGGAGGUUGUGAACUCAGAGCAGAUACGUCUGGCAGCCAUGCCUCUGCCACCAGAAGGUUCCUUUUUACUCUUGUCAGGAAGUUGGUGCCAAAUGAGUGCCAGCUUACUUCCUUGGUCCUCACUUCAGCUGCAUGGCCAGUCUCCUGCAGCAUGUCGUCCAUAGCGCUCGCUGCGCCUACCCGUGAGCAUGUGAUCUUUGAACUGAAGUACUGGUGAUGGAGGGUAUAGGCUGGCAGGACCCCAUCUGCCUUCCCACUUCCUUUGGUGGCAUCCCCCCACUUCUGAUCUCCAGUGUGCCCUUGACACCAGAGCUCAGGACAGAUAGAUGGUUCUGAAGAAACAGUUCUGCCUCCUACCCAGGGCAUUUUCUUCACUCCCUGGGGAAACCACCACCCUGUCUCCUUUCAGGCGUGGCUGCCCUUUAGGAGUCCCUUUUCUGGGAGGGGAGGGCAGAACUGCCGAGGGGAACAAAAGCCCCUCAUAGUGCCCAUUCGUGGGAACUUAGUUGAGUGCCAGGAACAAAGCUAGGGAAUUGGAACCAUGAGGGGCAUCCAAGGGCAGGACAGCUGGGCCAAUGCCAAAAUGCUGGUCCUCAGAUCCUUCCAUUCUGUCCUGUUUUCUAGAGUCCCCCUGAGUGUAGGUUUCCUUCCCUUGGCCCCGGGCCGGGCAGAACCACUUGACAACACUGCACACACACGUUGGCUCGUUCUCCCACAUGAGAGAGAGCAUAUAUAGCAAUAUAUAGCAAACCUUUUAUUUGUUUUUUAAUGCUUUAUUUUUAUUUGGUGUGCAUUGAUGUUUUGCUUGCA